Messenger RNA from Xenia sp. Carnegie-2017, 2647 nucleotides. Its product is annotated as anosmin-1-like. The transcript has 12 exons. Lineage: Eukaryota; Metazoa; Cnidaria; Anthozoa; Malacalcyonacea; Xeniidae. The record is from RefSeq and is a predicted model, not a curated record. The coding region runs from base 486 to 1790 and encodes 434 amino acids. Gene Ontology annotation, molecular function: protein binding.
UCAACAUAUCAUUCAAGGCCAAGGUGAUAGCACAUUGUAAAAAAAUGUGUGACAUCAUGAUAUACUAUUGACGUAAAUUAGAUUUUUGAAGCAUCGAGAUAAGUGGAGAUUACGAAUAUGCAAAACAGUCAAGGAGAAUAUUGCAGCCGAUCACUAAAUGAGUGUUAAACGUAGAAAACUUGCUUUGCUGGGAUUGAAAGGUACAGAAUGAAGAUGCAUAGCGCUGCCGUCUGAUUUAUAAAAAAGCGAGUCAUUUUAACUGAACAGGUUUCGCGAGAAGCGUUGUUGAGAAUAUUCGACUUUGUGACGUCACGAUCUCUGGAAGUUGCAAAGGAAUUGGCCAAUAGCAAGCAAACCUUUUAAAUGCAAAUAUCAGAAAAAGAACAAUUUACCAAUACACGACUGCUUUCCAAGGGUUUCCUCAGACGCAUCCCAUCGCCAAGCUUCAGAAUUCAACACACGAAAAGUGUACUAUCACAGGUACAAUGAAUGUUGUUGUAACUAUAUCUCUUGUUCUUCAUCUAAUAUGGCUGGCUCAAGGAACAAUCAUAUACUCUGCUCAAUGCCGAUCAAGAUGUCAUUCCUUGUUUAAUCCACGAAGAGAAGAGCGCAAGUUGAAGCAGUGUAUAUCUCCAUGCGAUAAAGACGACCAAACUCUAAGCAACUGUAGGAACUUUUGUGAAAAGCAGUGGACCUCCGACAUUGCACCGUGUCAUUAUUCAUGUAAAAAUUUGAAAAGUCUUCAAAGAUAUGACUAUGGGACAGGUUCAUGUUCUUUGAGAAAACAAAAAUCAUUCGACAAUUACUGCGAUAGAAUUCAGAAAUGCCAAGGACUCAAAAAAUGUUGUUCAAGAACGAAUACAUGCGAGAAUAUUAUCGUUAAUGGUGAAGAAGUUGAGAUUAAAGUUGAAGCAGUGACAAAGUCAUCAGUGGUGAUAAAAUGGCAGAAAAGCAACAUAACAAAUGCAGUGUAUAUCAUACAACUACGAGAGCUCAAUAGUAGAACAAUAUACUACAAAGAAAAAGAUUGGUUUGCUUGGGAGCAAAUCCUACAGACUACUAAAGUAAAUGGAAUUAAGGUUACCAAUCUACCUUAUGGAAUACGUCUGCAGUUCAGAAUAGCUGUUGUGAAUAUCAGUGGAUUGCAAAGUGUUGGACCACCCACACCUGUCAUAAGGACUCUGUAUAAUGCAAGUAAGCCCAGUGGACCACAGCAGAUAUGGGUGAUAAAAAAGACAUAUUUUAAAGGAUCUGUAAGCAUUACCUUAAAUUGGAAACCACCAGCAAUACUAGAUGUCCCAGUUCAUAGUUAUCGAAUCUAUUGGAAAAAAAUUGCUCAAGUGACCACUGAUCUUGCUGUUACAACUAAGAAGAGGACUCGUGUCAAAGGCUUGCAAUAUAAUUAUACAAUACAUAAUCUUCAACCUGACUCUCGAUAUCACAUUGAAAUUCAAGCAGUUUGUCUUUGGAAAAAAAAUCGUCUGAAAAGCCCCAAAGUUGCCUUAAAUGUUUCCACUGGCCACAUUAAAGAUGAUGGGCAUGGUGUAGUUGAUGUCUAUAUCAUGAAAGAAACAAAAAAAGAUAAAGACAACCAUUCACCAAUAUAUUUUGACCAAAACAACAAAGAUGUAAAAGUUUUAACAAACGAAAAAGUUGUUACUACAGUUUUAUCGCCGUCAAAAAAAGACCGAAAAGAACACUCAGACAAUUCUUCAACACGAAGGUGUUCAUUCAUAUGGUUAAUUACGAUGUGGAUAACUUGUUUUCGUGUAACAACGGACGCUGUUUAACAAUUCAAAACAAGCGACCAUGGAUGGAAAUAGCUUCGCUUAAGAUGCAAAGUGUGCACUAUCUAAUGUAGUGGAACAAAACCAAUAUGCUUCAAAAGAAACAAAUAGAACUUACCAUAAUGGUGCAUCGAAACCAGUUCCUUCAUAUCAGAAUGACGGCAUGUGGGUCUGUUCGUGAAUUGUUUUGCACCACAAGGAACUGUGUUUGUCGACUUUAAUAUUAUGUGCACGUGUUUUAAACUUUAAAGCAUAAAUUACGAAGGUAGAAAUCGGACUUUUUCAUAAAAGAACGUUGAAGUGCUGUGAUAUCGUGAUUAUUCGUUCUUUGGACGAGGAAAAGAGGACUAGACAGAGGAAAUAGAUAUUCUAAGAAAACUUCAUCGCCAUCGUAAAUCGUAUUUCCGGUUGGAAAAUUUCUGCAACUUUACUACUUGAUGUUUUCUUGAAAAAUUUAGGUAAUACUAGAGCAAAAUGUAGUGGUUCAGAACUAGGUUGAACUAAAAAUGUUUGUUUUACAAGUUUGUUAGGAACGAAUUUUAAGAAUGCGUUUACUUCUGAAGAAAGAGCAUGCGCACUUACAUACUCUGCGUUGUAAGAGAGAAGAUUGUAUAUAAAUGUUGUUUCAUGUAAAUUGUUAAUUUAUAACACUUCUGUUUCACUGACAUGUGUAAAUGCAGGAGAUGUAUAAGUUUGACGUUCACCCAUCGCUUAAAAGUUAUUGUUAAGAAAUAAUGAAACUUUCAUCCCACACAAUGAAAUUUAUUUGUUGUUGUUUUGUGAGAGAUGUUUUAAUUAAAAACCAGAUAACUAUCUGUAUUCAUACUAGUCAACUCGAUCAGUUGACUUUUCAUUGCUUA